CAUACUCAGUCCUUUUAUAAUGCGUAUGUGAUCACAAGCAUCGGAGUCUGUACAUAAGGACGAAGAGGUAUCACGCCAGUGAGGUUGUUGAACUUUCGAAGGGUUAGAGCAAAAGGCGAGUGUGAGACUAAGAGAGAGAGAUUCAGGGAAAGAGACAGAAAGCGAAAGGAAUAGACUGAGAGAAAUUGUGAAAUCAACUCUGAGAGAAACUGAGAGUAAAACAAUCCAGCGACGCAGUAGCCUUUAUACAGGACAGCAGCGCAACAGACAUCCCGCAAGAAUGGCAAACCUGACUGAAAAAAUACUACUACCUCACAGAGAUGAUCUGAACGAUCCCUAUAUGAUUGGAGAUGAACUUGUUUUCUUUGUCAAUGGAAAAAAGAUCACGGAGAGACAGGCCGAGCCAGAGGUGACUUUGCUGACAUACCUAAGGAGGAAGUUGGGUUUGACAGGUACAAAGCUGGGCUGUGCCGAGGGAGGAUGUGGGGCCUGCACUGUGAUGAUCUCCAAAUACCACCCCCACCUGGGACGGCUGGUUCACCACUCGGUGAACUCUUGCCUGGCUCCUGUGUGUUCUCUUCACCACUGUGCCGUCACCACGGUGGAAGGCAUCGGCAGCGUGGCCGGAAAACUGCACCCAGUACAGGAGCGUAUUGCUAUGUCACAUGGGUCUCAGUGUGGGUUUUGUACCCCAGGUAUCGUCAUGUCUAUGUACGCUCUGCUAAGGAACAAUCCCACACCGCGAAUGGUUGACAUAGAGGAGGCCUUCCAAGGAAACCUAUGUCGCUGUACAGGUUACCGACCGAUUCUGGAGGGGUACAAGACCUUCACAACUGAAGGUGGGUGUUGUGGUGGCAGGGUGAAUGGAAAUGGCUGCUGUAUGUCAAAGGGAGACCAAAACAAUGGAUACAUCGAUGACCAUGUCAACGGGAACAUAUUGCUGCCAGCUCCUCUAUACAACCCUGCUGACUUCCAGCCCUUGGACCCAACACAGGAGAUUAUAUUCCCUCCCGAGCUGAUGUCCCUGGUUAAAACUCAGUCCCCCACACGGCUGAGUUUCAUGGGGGAGAGAGUUCUGUGGCUCCAGCCAGCAUCUCUAGAUGAACUCCUGGACUUGAAGGCACGCUAUCCCAACGCCAAGCUUGUAGUCGGAAACACGGAAGUUGGUAUUGAGAUGAAGUUCAAGAACCUGUUGUAUCCUGUUAUUCUGGCCCCAUCCUAUAUCCCUGAACUCAACACCAUAGAACACACUGACCUGGGUAUAGUGUUUGGAGCGUCGUGCUCCCUGACAGUCCUGGGUGAUGUCCUGAAGACAGCGGUGGCUUCUCUACCCACGCACCAGACUGGAGUUCUCAUCGCUGUCCUGGAACAACUACGCUGGUUCGCUGGCCUACAGAUACGCAACGUGGCUGCGAUUGGAGGGAACAUCAUAACAGCUAGCCCCAUCUCUGAUCUUAACCCUGUCUUCAUGGCCGCUGGCUGCAAGCUCACACUCAUGUCCAAAGCUGGACCGCGUGUGGUUGUUAUGGAUGAGAACUUCUUCCCAGGUUACAGAAGGACCAUUCUGACACCUGAGGAAAUUCUUCUGUCCGUCCUCAUCCCGUACACCGUAAAGAGUCAGUACUUUGCGGCCUAUAAGCAGUCCCCUCGUCGUGAAGAUGACAUCAGCAUUGUGACAUCAGGAAUGAGUGUGACCUUUGCUGAGGGGACUGCCGUCGUCAAGGAAAUGGCCCUUAGCUACGGAGGCAUGGCCGCCACCACAGUGCUUGCCAAGUACACGGCCAGCGGACUUCUUGGGAAACAGUGGGGGGAGGAGCUUCUUCAAGAUGCGUGCGCCUCUUUGGCCAAGGAGAUGACCCUUCACCCCUCAGCGCCGGGCGGCAUGGUGACCUACAGGCGAGCUCUGACCCUCAGCUUGUUCUACAAGUUCUAUCUGACUGUUCAACGGAAACUGGCGGCUGAGGGUGUGUGUGUGGAAGUCAGGGCUGACUAUGUCAGCGCUACAGAGAUCUACCACCAGAACACAGCGUCCAGUGUCCAGAUCUUCCAGGCAGUCCCAGAGGGUCAGAAGGAGGAAGACGUGGUGGGUCGUCCCAUGAUGCACCUCUCAGCCAUGAAGCAGGCGACGGGGGAGGCGAUUUACUGUGACGACAUCCCUCUCUACGAGAACGAACUGCACCUGUGUCUGAUCACCAGCACCAAGGCCCACGCACGCAUUCUGUCUAUAGACACUUCAGAGGCCGAUGUCAUGCCAGGGGUUGUGACCUGUGUGUUGGCCAAGGAUAUACCCGGUAGCAAUGUGACAGGACCUGCUUUCUACGACGAGACUGUCCUCGCUGACCACACGGUGACGUGUGUCGGCCAUAUCAUCGGGGCGGUCGUGGCAGACACCCAGGCUCACGCUAAGAGAGCAGCCAGCGCGGUCAAGGUCUCCUAUGAAGACCUCCAGCCUGUCAUCAUCACCAUACAGGACGCCAUCACACACCAGUCAUUCUACCAGCCCAUCAGAACCCUGCAGAGAGGAGACACGAAGCAGGGAUUCACGCAGGCGGAUCAUGUCCUGGAGGGUGAGAUAUAUAUGGGAGGCCAGGAGCACUUCUACCUGGAGACCAAUGCCACUGUGGCUGUUCCCAAAGGGGAGGAUGGAGAGAUGGAGCUGUUCGUGUCAACACAGGCUCCCGCCAAGACACAGGCCCUAGUUGCCAAGGCGUUGGGAGUGCCGGCCAACCGAGUGGUGGUCAGAGUGAAGAGGAUGGGAGGAGGAUUUGGGGGGAAGGAAAGCAGGUCCACCAUCUUGUCCACUGUGGUCGCUGUGGCUGCUCACAAGUUAAAACGACCUGUGAGGUGUAUGUUGGACAGAGAUGAAGAUAUGCUGGUGACAGGAGGAAGACACCCAUUCUACGGACAAUACAAGGUGGGCUAUAUGAAGUCAGGUAAAGUGGUGGCUCUGAAGGUGACCUUCUACAGCAAUGCGGGGAACUCCAUGGACCUGUCUUUCUCAAUCAUGGAGCGUGCAUUGUUCCACAUGGAGAACUCUUACAACAUUGCUAAUGUUUGGGGGCGUGGUUACCCGUGUAAGACAAACCUGCCAUCCAACACGGCGUUCCGGGGCUUCGGUGGACCCCAGGGCAUGCUGGUCGCUGAGAGCUGGAUCAACGACGUGGCCCAGAGCCUCGGGCUGCCCACUGAACAGGUGCGUCGUCUGAAUCUGUACAAGCAGGGAGACACGACUCCGUACAGCCAGAUCCUGGAACACAUCACUCUGGACCGCUGCUGGGAUGAAUGUCUGGAGACAGCCCAUUACAAACAGCGCCGGGCCGCCGUGGACCAGUACAACAGGAACCAUCGCUGGACCAAGAGAGGGCUGGCCAUUGUUCCUACCAAGUUUGGCAUUAGCUUCACCGCUCUCUUCCUCAACCAGGCGGCGGCGUUGGUUCAUAUCUACACUGACGGCUCAGUGCUGCUGACACAUGGUGGAACUGAGAUGGGACAGGGCCUUCACACCAAGAUGGUGCAGGUGGCCAGUAGGUGCUUGGACAUCCCCACCAGUAAGAUCCACAUCACGGAGACCAGCACCAGUACAGUACCCAACACCAGUCCCACCGCUGCCUCCGCCUCCUCAGACCUCAACGGAGCCGCUGUCCAGAUUGCCUGUGAAAUCCUCCUGCAGCGUCUAGAACCUUACAAAACCAGUAACCCUAAAGGAAGCUGGGAGGACUGGGUGAAAUCUGCCUACUUUGACCGAGUCAGUCUGUCUGCCAAUGGAUUCUACAAAACUCCGGAUCUGGGUUACGACUUUGAGACCAACGCGGGUCGUGCUUUCAACUACUUCACCUACGGCGUGGCCUGCUCUGAGGUAGAGAUCGACUGUCUGACCGGCAGCAACACGAACCUCCACACGACCAUCGUCAUGGAUGUGGGGAACAGCCUGAACCCGGCCCUGGACAUUGGGCAGGUGGAGGGGGGCUUCAUUCAGGGUGUCGGCCUUUUCACUCUGGAGGAGCUGAAGUAUUCUCCUCAGGGUUACCUGUUCACACGAGGGCCGGGCAUGUACAAGAUCCCUGCCUUCGGGGACAUCCCCACUGACCUCACUGUGUCUCUGCUCCGCGAUGCGCCAAACCAAAAAGCCAUCUUCUCCUCCAAGGCAGUAGGUGAACCUCCUCUUUUCCUGGCAGCCUCUGUGUUCUUCGCCAUCAAAGACGCCAUCACUGCCGCCAGGGCGGAGUCAGGCCUCAGUGGGCCCUUUCGAUUGGACAGCCCAGCCACACCCGAGAGGAUACGGAAUGCUUGCGAGGACCGCUUCACCAAAAUGUGUCCCCCAGCUCUGCCAGGCACCUUCACACCAUGGGCUGUGACCGUCUGACAUGGAGAGAGAGAAGAGAGGAAGAGAGAGAAGAGAGGAAGAGAGAGCGGAAGAUCUGAUGCGACUGGGAGCGAGUUAACGAAGGGAGAUUAGAGGAGAGCAAGCAGAAGGGUAGAAGGAUCUGUUUAAAACUGGGUCCAGUGCGUUCCUUUGUCCCAGUCUAAUCACCAGCAGUUGUUGGGAAUGUUGCCAGAAUCCUGAUCCAAAUCAGUUUGGAAUGUUGCCAGAAUCAAUCCUCCAGUCAGUUUGGAAUGUUGCCAGAAUCAAUCCUCCAGUCAGUUUGGAAUGGAGCCAUAAUCAGUCUUCCAGUCAGUUUGGAAUGGAGCCAUAAUCAAUAUUCCAGUCAGUUUGGAAUGGAGCCAUAAUCAGUCUUCCAGUCAGUUUGGAAUGGAGCCAUAAUCAAUAUUCCAGUCAGUUUGGAAUGGAGCCAUAAUCCUCGAAUCAGUUUUGAAUAGAGCCAUAAUCCUCCAAUCAGUUUUGAAUAGAGCCAUAAUCCUCCAAUCAGUUUUGAAUGGAGCCAUAAUCCUCCAAUCGGUUUUGAAUGGAACAGUCCUUGAUUCCUAAUGUCUUUCCCAUCCCUCCUUCUAAAAACACACCAGGUGAUAACCUUAGCAUUCUCAGAUGAAGAGAGAAGAACGUGGUAGCCUUGAUCUGCUCUAAUCUGUAAUCUCAGGUCAAUAUGGCGGAUGCCUGUUAAGAAUCUGCUUUGCCAUGUCCACAUUUUGUAAAUCAGAGCACAUGAAGCAAAGGAGGACACCUUGAAACCUCAGACCAUUUGCACUUUGACCCAGGAAACAGUCCUGCUUCCACCAUAGCCACAUUGGGGCAUCCUGGGAUACAGGACAGGUGGCAUCAUAUUCUGAUUGGAGGAAAUGGUUGCUUAGACUGAACUGUCAUAUUACAAUCCACAUGCAUAUAAUACAUAUGCCCUAUAGCCAAUUCACUGUCCAUAAUUAUGCCUAAUGGUUAAGUAAACAUAUUGUAUUUUUUAUCUAAAUUAAUAAUAUAAUUAUACCAUGUUGUUACUAACAAUAAUGCCAUUUGACCAAAUUAUAAUGAUGAGUGAUAGUUCAUUGGAAAUAUCCAGAUAACUGAGGAAUCUGUAUCUGAGAUUUUAGUUUUUAAUAAAAUAUCUCCAUCUGGUGGCCAGUA
This is a messenger RNA of Esox lucius (northern pike), 5515 nucleotides long. RefSeq names its product xanthine dehydrogenase (gene xdh). NCBI's taxonomy places the organism in Eukaryota, Metazoa, Chordata, Actinopteri, Esociformes, Esocidae. The record is from RefSeq and is a predicted model, not a curated record. The transcript has 33 exons. Gene Ontology annotation, molecular function: molybdenum ion binding; iron ion binding; 2 iron, 2 sulfur cluster binding. Bases 281 to 4363 code for a protein of 1360 amino acids.